Molecule: messenger RNA, 1354 nt
Organism: Thermothielavioides terrestris NRRL 8126
Lineage: Eukaryota; Fungi; Ascomycota; Sordariomycetes; Sordariales; Chaetomiaceae
Product: 40S ribosomal protein S19
Exons: 5
Coding region: 214-672 (152 amino acids)
Biological process (GO): ribosomal small subunit assembly; translation
Cellular component (GO): cytosolic small ribosomal subunit; ribosome
Molecular function (GO): RNA binding; structural constituent of ribosome
Source: RefSeq, a predicted model, not a curated record
GAGCCCAACUUUCUGGGGGUUAGGGUUACCUGCCGGUUGGCGGUGAGGGCCGCAGCCCUAACGGAGCAUGAGCGCCAAGACUUCCUGAAUCCACUUCAAAAUUUCCAGUUCCAGAUAUUGCCAAUUGCCCACGGCCACUGCAGCACAACUCCCACCCAUCACGAACGAUCAAAUCUCGCAUCUCCCCCAAAUCACCAGAAAGCACCCGCCAAAAUGCCUGGAGGUGUCACCGUUCGCGAUGUCGAUGCUCACAAGUUUGUCGCGGCCUACGCGGCUUUCUUGAAGCGUCAGGGCAAGCUCCCUGUUCCCGGUUGGGUCGACACCGUCAAGACCGGCCCGGCCAAGGAGAUGCCUCCUCAGGACAUUGACUGGUUCUACGUCCGCGCCGCUUCCGUCGCCCGCCACGUCUACCUGAGGAAGACCGUCGGUGUUGGCCGUCUCCGCAAGGUCCACGGCAGCGCCAAGAACCGCGGCACCCGCCCCUCCAAGCACGUUGAUGCCAGCGGCAGCGUCGACCGCAAGGUUAUGCAGGCCCUCGAGAAGAUCCAGGUCCUUGAGAAGGAUGAGGAGAAGGGUGGCCGCCGCAUCACCCAGCAGGGCCAGCGUGAUCUUGACCGGAUCGCCCAGACAGUUGCUGAGGCCGAUGAGGAGGAGGAGGAGGAUGAGGAGUAGACACAGCUCUCCUGGCUGAGGUGUUUCACCUCCCAAAUCUCUCCAUCGAAGAGGGAAUUUGCUGGGCUUCAUUAGGGCUAGUGGCAAUACGCAGUUGGGUUGGGUCUGGUCAUGAUUCCCGGUAGCAUCUGGUUUAGGCGUCAUAAAAGGGAUUGUUGGCUUCCUCGAUCACAUCCUGAGCCAUCCCCGCUUUACCCUCUCUCGGUCAUCUUACUCUGCGUUCACGUCAACCUCCACUGACACAAUUUAAGUUGCCUCCAGCCCGCUCCGCAGGAGUGUACUGCUGGCUAGUUCUCAACCUUUAUUUUCCUGCUUUUCAGCGUUUCAUACUUCCCAGUCUUCGCCGUGGUCCAGCGUGCUCGUCUCUCAUAUCUCGACGCUCUUUUCGCUCCGGUCUCCCCUUCUCGCUCUUACGCGAGACCUCGUCUUUCUCCAAGCUCCCCAUUCCCGAUUCUCAGGAAGGAACCUGUGCGAGUUACAAUUUCAAGACUUUGCGCGCCAGAAUCUGGCUAUACUUCCCCGUCACUUCUCCCACCACUACUUCAGCAAAUCUGGCCGCUCACCUAUUCGUUUCAACUUCAAGCUCCGCAGGCUUCUUUCCUCCAUCCCGCGAUUACCGGCGAGCAUCGAGUCUGCAGCACCGACUCUCAGCCCCAUCGCUCUUUUUCCUUUUUUUUUUUUU